AUGGCUGAACCAACGCCGUCGCCAAAGGCGGUACUGCGAGGGCACAAGGCCCAGAUCCAUGCCGCCACGUUCGUGAGACACAACGAGCGCCUCGCGACGGGCGAUGCCGAGGGCUGGGUUGUGCUCUGGGACCUGACCAUCAUGCGGCCAAGGGCCGUGUGGAGGGCUCACGAAAAUGCAAUUCUCGGCAUCAGGGGAUGGGGCCGCGAUAACAUCAUCACCCAUGGCCGCGACCACAAACUCAUUGUGUGGAGGAUCAGGGAGGAGGACGAGGGUCGCCUCAGCGCCGCGCUACCCCUGGAAGAAACCCCCACGCCACGCCCUCAGCCGUGGGUGCUUCACCUCCUCGAGGUCAACACGAUGAACUUUUGCUCAUUCGCUGCAUGUCUCGGUGACGCCGCCCAAGGAUCUCUAGACGCUGCCGCCUCCACGGCGCAGGUCCUUCUCGCCGUCCCCAAUACACUGGCGUCUGAAGCCAUUGACAUUUACACCCUCCCAAGCCAAACCAGGAUCCACACCAUCAAGUCUAGCCAGACCAAUGGCAUGGCCAUGAGCCUGUCUCUUUUCCACCACCAGGGGUGUUUGACACUCGUUGCAGCAUUCGAAAACGGAUUUGUCUCUGUACAUCGGCUUGACUCUGAUGGCGCCUGGACGAUGACUUACCGGUCUCAAGCACACACGCAGCCGGUUUUAUCCAUAGAUGUUCAUCCGAACCGAGAGUGCUUCUUCACUUCGGCAGCAGACGCCUUGAUAGCGAAGCAUCCUGUUCCGACUUCCCGCCAGGAAAAACUGAAAGAAUGGGAGCAUCCACUCAAAGUGGUUAACACAAAGCACUCUGGCCAACAAAGCCUCAAAGUCAGGUCCGACGGAAAGCUGCUGGCCACGGCUGGAUGGGAUUCCAAGAUACGCAUAUACUCAGCAAAGACCUUGAAGGAACUGGCCGUGUUGAGCUGGCACAAAGUUGGAGCCUAUGCUGUUGCUUUUGCCUCUGUCGACGAGCCAGGCGCUCCUUCGGCCAAUUCUCAACCUACAGCGUCCGAGCAGGCUUUUGAAAGUGACACGAAAGAUACCACUGAUGCAUCUCAAGAAAAGGAUUCGAUUGAGUCUUGGCAGAUUAGGAGCCUGACAAGGGGGGCAGGAAUGAGCGUCAAAGACCGCAGGCUUCACCUUGCAAAGACAGCACACUGGAUUGCAGCCGGAGCAAAGGACGGAAAAGUGAGCUUAUGGGAUAUAUACUGA
Messenger RNA from Trichoderma citrinoviride, 1239 nucleotides. RefSeq names its product WD40 repeat-like protein. The transcript has 4 exons. Lineage: Eukaryota; Fungi; Ascomycota; Sordariomycetes; Hypocreales; Hypocreaceae. Gene Ontology annotation, molecular function: protein binding. The record is from RefSeq and is a predicted model, not a curated record. The coding region runs from base 1 to 1239 and encodes 412 amino acids.